Messenger RNA from Bradysia coprophila, 2033 nucleotides. Its product is annotated as ATP-binding cassette sub-family G member 1-like. Gene Ontology annotation, cellular component: plasma membrane. The record is from RefSeq and is a predicted model, not a curated record. Gene Ontology annotation, biological process: transmembrane transport. NCBI's taxonomy places the organism in Eukaryota, Metazoa, Arthropoda, Insecta, Diptera, Sciaridae. Gene Ontology annotation, molecular function: ABC-type transporter activity; ATP binding; ATP hydrolysis activity.
AAAGUGUUUUCGAAAAAUGGAAAACUUAACGUUCCAGCUCUGUUGUUCUGUUGCAUUUGAAGUGUGCACAGCAGGACACUGCUUCUCUUAAACUAUUCAAUAUUUGUUUUCGCAAAUAUCUUAGAAUUAUUUUAUCAUUAUGCCUACGAUAAAUUGGAAAAAAAGUGAUAAAAAUACGAACUUAAAGUAUAUUCCACAAUGGCCUCCAGUGAAUAUAGAAUUUCAGGAUCUCUCGUAUUCUGUUCCACAUCAAAGCGGUAAAAAUGUCAUCUUGAACGGAAUCAGCGGACAAUUUCAAUCAAGUCAAAUAUCAGCUAUCCUUGGUGCAUCCGGAGCUGGCAAAAGCACUUUACUAAAUAUUUUGGCCGGCUUCAAGACAAGCAAGACAUCUGUCAACGUUCUUAUUAACGGCAAACCGAGAUGCAUAAGAACAUUUCGCAAAAUGUCACGGUACAUAAUGCAGAAGGAUUUGCAUCAUCAUCAUUUAACUGUCCACGAAGCUAUGAUGGUGUCUGCUGACCUAAAACUGGGAAAUCAUUUAACCAAAUUGCAGAAGAACGAAGUGAUUCAGCAGAUUUUGGAUCUGCUGGGGUUGACUAACACCAGCCAAACGAUGUGUGAGGUACUCUCUGGAGGAGAAAUGAAAAGACUGUCUAUUGCCCUAGAAUUGGUUGACAAUCCACCAGUCAUAUUCCUAGACGAACCGACGACUGGACUAGACGAUUUAUCCAGUUCCCAGUGUAUCUCACUUCUUCGUCGAAUAGCACUCGGAGGACGAACAAUUGUAUGCUCAAUACAUAUUCCAUCAGCAAAAAUAUUGGAAAUGUUUGAUCUCGUUUAUGCAAUGGCUGGCGGACAAUGCGUGUAUCAAGGAAGUCCAUCGCAAAUAAUUCCUUAUUUGCAAACAACUGGUUUGACCUGCCCUAUUACAUACAAUCCAGCCGAUUUCAUUGUGGAGGUGUCUUGUGGCGAUUGCGGAAUAGAGUACAUAGAUCGAAUGGUUAGUGCGGCGGAAAAUGGUAAGUGCAACAGUUGGUCACUUCAUCUAGCCAAUCAAAAUGUGCUGCGUAAAAAAGGAAGAGAUAAACCUCCAGUAAAAAUUCCGGAAGACAUCGACCCAAAACAACUGAAAUGUCGAUCCUCAAGCUGGGAUCAAUUUAAAGUGUUGCACAACCGACGAUGGAAACAAAUGAGUAGAGAAUCGCUUAGCUUACCAUUUAAGUUUUGCGUGUCGCUAUGCACGGCUGUGUUGGUUGGAUGCUUAUUUCAGGGCUGUGGAAAUGACGCCUCAAAAGCGAUGUUUAAUGUUCAAUAUUCUUUUACCGUUACCAUACUGUUCAUAUAUGCCCCUCUUAUGAUGGUUUUGGUGUAUUUUCCCGGUGAAAUUGCUCUUCUGAAACGUGAACAUUUCAACAGAUGGUUCAAAUUAGCACCGUAUUACUGGGCCUUUCUUUUGGCAACAGCUCCUGUACAUAUUGUGAUAUGCUUGACAUUUCUGACCGUAACAUACCCAAUGACCGAUCAACCGCUCGAAUGGACUCGAAUAUGUAUGUUUUUCUCUAUUACAAUAAUGAUCGCGUUGGUAUCUGAGAGAAUGGGUCUACUAAUAGCUAGCAGAUUUAAUCUCGUUAAUGGACUGUUCAUUGGACCAGCGGUCAUGUUUCCGAUAGUACUAUUAUCCGUAUGCGGAAUGGGUGAUGGAUAUAAAUUCGAAAUAUCGCCAUUUUUAAAGUUUCUAAGGAACUUCAGCUAUCUUCGGUUUGCUUUGGAGGGGCUGUUUGACGCAACAUAUGGUCAUAAUCGAGCGGAUACCGUUUGUCCAGAUAUCGAAAUGUUUUGCUUGUUUGCCAAGGCAGACUAUUUGAAAAGUCUGCUCGGAUUUCAUGAGUCCAGCUAUUUGGUAUCGAUCGUUGCACUGUGGUCAUACUAUUUAUUGUUCGCGACAAUGGCCUAUUUUAUGAUAAAAAUGAGAUUGUCGCUAUUUACUCCUACAUAACCGUAGUUAAUACAAUUUUACAUUUGCUUGCUAAAAA